GUAGAUUCAAAGUAGAAGCCAAAUCUAUAGUGAAGAGGCAAAAUCUAAAUAGAGCAAAAUAUAAAGAACAGAGGAGGUUUUAACCUUUUUUAAAAAAGAAUAUCUAUAGGUUUGUUUGCGCGCAUUGAACUAGAAGUUGUUAGUAUUAAUCAUUUUCCAGCAGAAAAGAAAUCUGGAUUUGAGACGUUCAGACUAGCAAACAGGAGGAAAAGCGACGUCAGAAAAUACUGGAAGCAACCAUAGAAAUAUUCAACCUGGUUUAUGAAAACAGGAAUUACAUUACUACAAAUCAGACAAUGGAAGAGAAAAAUCUCCCAAAACAUGGGGGUGAGAAGGCAACACAGCUACAUUUGUUAUUCUGAAUUAAAAAUAAAAAUUGUUAAAAGAUCACUAUGCUCCAGCUUGCAAACCUCUGCAUGUUAUCUUGUGAUAAUCAUUUGGAUGAGCUGUUGAGCCCUACAUAAACUGAAUGUCUUUUUAAUAAAUAAAUAGUGAAAGUUCAUUUUCAAAACAACAGAUUGAAGAAUAAAGAAAGAAGUUAAGUCAUUUUGGGUGACUGGUUGGGGAAAGGAAACAAGAGAGAGAGAGCCCUUUCAGGGAAAUCCAGGCAAAAGUGAAAGAGAACUUGGAGUGGAAGCUGGAGUAUCCAACAAACUAGAGAAGAAUUCCAAGAAGAAAGCAACUAAAGUAAAGGAAUAUGGCAAUAGUGAAGGAAAAACUCAGACCCCGAAAUCUUUUGCUGGUUGUUCUCAUUCCACUUCUGCUGCUUCCUUUGCCACUUUUAUACCCCAGCAGUGAAGCCUCAUGUGCCUACGUGCUGAUCGUGACGGCUGUGUACUGGGUCUCUGAAGCAGUACCUCUUGGUGCAGCAGCCUUAGUUCCUGCUUUCCUAUACCCACUUUUUGGAGUCAUGAAAUCCAGUGAGGUGGCUGCUGAAUAUUUCAAGAACACAACUUUGCUCCUCAUGGGUGUGAUUUGUGUGGCAGCUUCUGUAGAAAAAUGGAAUCUCCACAAGCGAAUUGCCCUGCGCAUGGUCAUGAUGGCUGGAGCAAAACCAGGCAUGUUGCUUCUUUGCUUUAUGUGUUGCACCACGGUGCUAUCCAUGUGGCUUUCCAACACAUCCACCACAGCCAUGGUGAUGCCAAUCGUGGAGGCAGUGCUCCAGGAGCUAGUGAAUGCUGAGGAGGAGCGUGAGGUCAUCAAUACUGCGGGCAGCACCAUUAUCGAAGAAAACGAGCCAAUAGGUCUCACCGAAAAGCAUGGCCAAGCUUCACUGGAGCUUAUCUUCAUCAAUGAGGAUGCUACUACCAAAGACUUCAGCUCCUUGAUGCAUACGAAGAAUAUGAAUGGUGUGCACAUGAUAGCCAACCCUAUCGGAACAGUGAAGUCCAAAAGCAAUGGGCAACAUCUACCUCAGGCUCAGAUACUGGUCCUGCCUCCUAAGCCCACAGAACUGGACUUGAGCACUAAAUAUCAGUAUCAAUCCAGACAUGAUCAUAUGGUCUGUAAAUGCCUCUCACUGAGUAUCUCCUAUGCUGCAACCAUUGGAGGACUGACAACCAUCAUAGGGACAUCCACUAGCCUCAUAUUCUUAGAGCACUUCAACAAUCACUACCCAAAGGCUGAAGUGGUGAAUUUUGGCACCUGGUUUUUAUUCAGCUUCCCCAUCUCCGUCAUCAUGUUGGUCCUGACUUGGUUCUGGAUGCAUUGGCUGUUCUUGGGUUGCAAUUUUAGAGAGACAUGUUCCAUGAGCAAGAAGAAGAAGACCAAACGGGAAGAAAUGUCAGAGAGAAGAAUACAGGAAGAAUAUGAGAAACUGGGAAAUGUUAGCUAUCCUGAGAUGGUGACUGGGUUUUUCUUCGUUCUGAUGACCUUGCUUUGGUUCACUCGUGAACCUGGCUUUGUACCAGGGUGGUCAUCUUUUUUUGAGAAGAAAGGCUACCGGACUGAUGCCACUGUCUCUGUAUUUCUUGGUUUUCUCCUUUUCCUGAUUCCAGCAAAGAAGCCAUGUUUUGGAAAAAGGAAAAAAGGAGAAGGUGAAAGGUCCACAGACACUAAGACACUUGAUCCGAUCAUUACCUGGAAGGACUUUCAGAAGACCAUGCCCUGGGAGAUUGUAGUGUUGGUUGGAGGCGGUUAUGCCUUAGCAGCUGGAUGCAAGACCUCUGGCCUCUCCACAUGGAUUGGACGCCAAAUGUUGUCCUUGAGCAGCCUUCCUUACUGGGCUGUAACUCUCCUGGCCUGCAUUUUGGUGUCCCUGGUAACAGAGUUUGUUAGUAAUCCAGCAACCAUAACUAUCUUUCUGCCUAUUUUAUGCAGCAUGUCAGAAACCCUGCUUAUCAACCCUUUAUAUACCCUGAUUCCUGUCACCAUGUGUAUCUCCUUUGCGGUGAUGCUGCCAGUGGGUAAUCCUCCAAAUGCCAUUGUCUUCAGUUAUGGGCACUGCCAGAUUAAAGACAUGGUGAAAGCUGGCCUGGGUGUAAAUCUGAUUGGUCUUGCUGUUGUCAUGGUGGCAAUCAACACAUGGGGAAUUAGACUUUUCCAGCUGAAUACAUUUCCAGAAUGGGCAGUGGUCAGUAACAUCACUAGCCGAACAUAAUUAGCAAUGGAAACAAAAAAAAAAAAGUAAGACCAAAGUGAGUUGGGACAAAACAUUUAAUCUAAAUUGCACAUUUGAAAGAAAGGAAAAAACUUGUGUAUAUAAAGAACCUGGAUCCAGGGCAAAACUAUGAAGAAAAUCCACAGGAGGAUCUUCUGCAUAAACUUUUCAGUUCUGAAAAUCAACAUGAGAUUAAAAUGGAGAUUAGCUUUGGUGUAUUGUUGCUUUUCCUGUGAUACCAUAAUUCUGAAAAAAACCUUCUCCUCCAGAUUCUUAGCCUAUAGUUUUUUCAAGUUCUAGAACAAUUACGUCGCACUUAUAAAAUGGAGGAUAUAGGACUCCAGUGGCAGAAGACAAGUAUACACAUACUAGUGCACUCAAUAAAAGGAUAUUCAUUCCUACCAUUCUGACUCCUGCAGUAAAUGAAGGGCAACUUAUUCCCAAACCCAGAAUUUUCUACGCCUACUUCUUUUAAAAGCAGAUUCUUCUUCUUUUUCUGAGGUGAGUCAUCACUGUGUUGGAAAGCCAACUUUCCCAGCUAAUCCAUAUGGCCUGGAAAGAAACACAGUUACCAGCUACCAGCUAUAGCAGUUGAAAGAGACAGUAGACACCAUCAAAUAGAUAGGAAGAAGUCGUCUUCUGGGAGAGGGAUUUUUUUUUUUCUGCAGCACUGGUACAAAGCUUCUCAUAUAGCAGUAUUUGUAUUCUCUGCAUUGGAAAGAAGAGCUUUAGAAUCAGUUAGCAAGUUUUGGUCAGUACCUUCUUUCCACACUACUGUAAUGAUGUGGGAGGUUUUUUCAGCAGAUGAAACUGUGAGCAGCAAAACCUCACAUAGCCAACAGACUCAUUGCUCUCCUCUCCCUUUGGCUGCUGCUUAAAUAUAGACCUCUCACCUUCCUGACAGAGAACGUAAAAUCUCUUCCAAGAUAGUACUCUGUGCGUGCUGCUCCAUGAGUAAGAAGGGAGAGGGCUGAAAUGGAGUGGCACUGGCAUAUCUUCUCACCAUGCAUACUCAGUUUAAUAUUAUACCCACCUGCUCUCUAGCAGCCCAGAGAACAGGAACUUCAAAUGCAGGAAGCUGUGAAAUACAGCAGAUAAUUAAAAAACAAAAGGACAAUCUCUUUAUCAUCUGCAAAGUGAAUGCCCUGCUUUUCUGACUGGAUCCCUGUGAUACCUAGAUAACCUUCCCUUAUAAUAUCUAUUGUUUUUAAUCAUUUCUUCAAUGUCAAUGCCUUUAGGCUGCAUAUUAGGAUAACUGGAUCCCAUGUUAUCACACGCUCGAUAUAUAUACUUUAAUGAAUUCUCAUGCUUCCCACUUAUAAUCUAGGAUCUCUAAAUGUUAGUGUGAAUGUCUAUGCUGCAUAAAUAAGAUGUUAAUAAAAUAAACUAUUCACUACCGCAUAUUCUUGUGCUCUGUAAGAAUAUCAACAUGAUACUUUUCACCCCAUAACCCACCAAACCAUUAGGGAGGCAGUGCUGAGACAGCAGGAGGUGUUGGCUUCCUGCUUCUAUCAAAAGAGAGGGAUCCCACAGACUUGCCUUGUAAAUAAACAGAUUCAGCAAGAGGUCAUAGGUUGGAAGAGGGAGAGCAGAACAGGGGAAAACCGCACAAGCACUUCUUAGCCCUCAUACCAAAAGCAGGAGGAAGCACC
Molecule: messenger RNA, 4251 nt
Organism: Struthio camelus australis
Lineage: Eukaryota; Metazoa; Chordata; Aves; Struthioniformes; Struthionidae
Gene: SLC13A4
Product: solute carrier family 13 member 4
Biological process (GO): transmembrane transport
Cellular component (GO): membrane
Molecular function (GO): transmembrane transporter activity
Source: RefSeq, a predicted model, not a curated record